Bicyclus anynana (squinting bush brown) is the source of this 1090-nucleotide messenger RNA. RefSeq lists its product as uncharacterized. Bases 482 to 991 code for a protein of 169 amino acids. The transcript has a single exon. The record is from RefSeq and is a predicted model, not a curated record. Lineage: Eukaryota; Metazoa; Arthropoda; Insecta; Lepidoptera; Nymphalidae.
GAUAACAAUAUUACUUCAUCAUCAGUCUCCGAGAGUUUAAUAAUUAAAGGUUGAUUUGAAAAUAACUACGUCCAAAGGGUUUACAGACUACUGUCGACAUCUAGCGUAAAUAAGAAAACAACGUUGUGUUGAAUUUAUCGCCAUCUAUCGCCCUAACGUGAAAUUACAAUAACAUAGCUGGCGAGGAGUGAAUAGAAAACGACUGAGACUAUUGAGUGAGCAGUGUUACGAACAGAUUAAAGAUGGCGCUCUGUACGGUUGUUGCGUGCUGAUUGCUGCGCUGCCCCGGUAGCAAAAACGGUUUUAAAUACGUUAGAAUUAAAUAUAAAAAAAGUGUCGUGUCAAACAUAGACAAAUUGUUGACACACACUAGUGAUAUGAUAUCUACGAAUGUAAAUUUAAUGUCUAAUUUCUAAGUGAUAUUAAUGCUUCAGUGAUUUUAAUCAAAUCUUAGUAUUUCUAAAUUAUCCAGUCACGUGCAAUGGAGCAUAAUACAAAAGAAACAUCUAACGACAAAAAAUUGCUCAACAAAGCCAAAUCCCAGUACAAUGAACAAUCGAAAGCUUCAUGUAAUCCUGUAAAACAUAAAUCAUUUAAUAUGAACGAAGCUGUUAGAUCCCUGGAUAUUGCGUUAGGCAGGUUAAAGAAAAGUAAACUUGUGAAUGGCGAAUGCAUAGGAAACAAAAUUUCAGUGUGUCCCGGCAGAAGUGGAGCUGAUAGCAUGUUCAUAGAUAGUCCUCAAGUAAACAUGUCAGACGUGGAAAACACAUCGGUAAUUUCUAUGGACUUUUCGCAUUACGAGCUCCUGCGUAACGUUUCAGAAAUCAAUUGCAAUUCUGACGACACUCUCGGCAAUACUACGAGUAAAACAUUUUCUAGCCUUUCCGACAUUACUUCAAAAGAAGAGCAAUUGGAACGAUAUUUUCGGAGUGCUGAAAUUUGGAACAGAAAUCGUAAAGAAGCCGGUUCUAGUGGUCUUCGAGAUAACUGACAAUGUAAACAAACAUGCACAGAGACUUGUUAAAUAAAAAUAUACUAUGAACGAUUAUGAAAAUUUUAUUUAUUUAAAGAAAUUUUACAUUAAUAACAG